Messenger RNA from Xiphophorus maculatus (southern platyfish), 9004 nucleotides. RefSeq names its product diaphanous related formin 2 (gene diaph2). Gene Ontology annotation, biological process: actin cytoskeleton organization; actin filament polymerization. The record is from RefSeq and is a predicted model, not a curated record. Bases 458 to 3889 code for a protein of 1143 amino acids. Gene Ontology annotation, cellular component: actin filament; cytoplasm. The transcript has 31 exons. Gene Ontology annotation, molecular function: microtubule binding; small GTPase binding; actin binding. NCBI's taxonomy places the organism in Eukaryota, Metazoa, Chordata, Actinopteri, Cyprinodontiformes, Poeciliidae.
CGGGCGCGUUGUGGGCCUGGUUUUUAGGUUUGGUUGCUGAGCCCGGCUGUUGGUGGCUCUCUGCAUGCUGACAAGGAAGAAACACGUGUGAACAAAAACCCAACGUCCACCCCAGUCUGAGAGAGUAAUUAUUAUCUGUUGUUUGCACAAUGUUGCGCUACUUUCAGAGUGCCAAUACACCCUGCUGUUUGAGGUGACUUAACUGCCGAUCAGAGGAGACCACACACAACCACACCUCUUCUACAAGCAGACUUCUCUACCGGAUGGUUUUGGAUACUAUGUGGAAGCGCAGAACUUUUUACUUUUGGCAUUUUUAAACGGGAUGGAUUUUGAGAACACAUAACUUGGAUAUACGUUUUGUAUUUUUGCUGUUGGGAUUUCCCCUCCCUCCCCCCUUAAGUGGAGUUCAUCAAGUUUGAAGGUUGCUUCUGGAAGGGAACUGACUUCGAGAACUAAAAUGGACCAAGCCAGCGGUGGGGAGGAUCCCAACAAGCCCUCUAAAAAGAAGUCCAGUGAGGAUGACGGUAAAAACAAAAAGCUGAACAUACACAUAAAAACACUGGCUGAUGAUAUGCGUGAUCGUAUAACAAGUUUCAGGAAAACUGGGACAAAGAAGGAGAAGCCUCUUAUUCAGCACCCAACUGAUCCCAUCUCUACCCAAGUCGAACUCCCUCAGCCACAGCCUUUCUUUGACGAGAGAUCCAUGAACCUCUCAGAAAAAGAAAUAGUUGACCUCUUUGAGAAGAUGAUGGAGGACAUGAACCUCAAUGAGGAUCGUAAAGCCCCUCUGCGUGGGAAGGAACUGAGCAUCAAACGUGAGAUGGUGGUCCAGUACAUCUCAGCCACUGCCAAAUCUAUAACUGGGAGCAAAGUUGGGGGUGGGCUACGUAACAGCAAGCAUGAGUGCACCCUUUCGUCCCAAGAAUACGUCCAUGAGCUGCGAUCUGGCAUCAUGGACGACAAGCUGCUCAACUGCCUGGAGUCCCUCAGAGUGUCUCUCACCAGUAACCCUGUCAGUUGGGUCAACAACUUUGGCCAUGAAGGUCUCGGCCUUCUUCUGGAAAAUCUGGAGAAGCUUCUGGACAAGAAGCAGCAAGAGAAUAUUGAUAAACGCAUCCAGCAUAAGCUAAUCCAGUGCUUAAAGGCUUUCAUGAACAACAAGUAUGGACUGCAAAGGAUCCUGGGAGACGAGCGGAGCUUGUUGCUGUUGGCAAGAGCAAUCGACCCCAAACAGACCAACAUGAUGACGGAGAUUGUCAAAAUUCUCUCAGCUAUCUGCAUUAUUGGCGAAGAAAACAUCCUCGAUAAGAUUCUGGCUGCCAUGACAAUUGCUGCAGAGAGGAACAAUAAAGAGAGAUUUGCUCCAAUUGUGGAGGGAAUGGAGAACCACGAGGCCCAGCAGCUCCAGGUUGCCUGUAUGCAGCUGAUCAACGCCCUGGUCACUUCGCCUGAUGACCUGGACUUCCGGAUACAUCUACGCAACGAGUUCCUGAGAUGCGGCUUAAAGAAGAUCCUUCCUGAGAUAAAAAAGACAGAGGAGCUGGACAUUCAGCUGAAGGUGUUCAAUGAGAACAAAGAUGAAGACGCCAUCGAACUCUCCCAUCGCCUGGACGACAUCCGUGCUGAGAUGGAUGAUAUGAAUGAAGUGUACCAUCUCCUGUCAAAUAUGGUGAAAGACACCGCCUCGGAGACCUACUUUCUGUCAAUCCUUCAGCACCUAUUGCUUAUCAGGAAUGACUAUUACAUCAGACCUCAGUACUACAAGGUGAUCGAGGAAUGCGUGUCUCAGGUGGUUCUGCAUCGCAGUGGGACGGACCCUGACUUUGGCUACAGUAAACGAUUGGAUGUGGACUUCACUCAGCUUAUUGAUCAGUGUGUGGAUAAAGCCAAAGUUGAAGAGAGUGAACAGAAGGCUGUAGAGUACUCCAAAAAGUUUGAUGAGGAGUUCAGCGCACGGCAGGAGGCCCAGGCCGAGUCCCAAAAAAAGGAGGAAAAGAUCAAGGAGCUGGAGUCAAAAAUCCAAACUCUGGAGACGCAGUUAACUAUAGAAAAUGACAGGCUCAAAGAGGCUCAGAGACUCAUCAGGGAAUCUGAAGCCAAGAUUGCUGCAGGCCCAGCUGCGCCUGGAGCACCACCUCCUCCACCGCUACCUGGAGGUGCAGCACCUCCACCUCCUCCUCCUCCUCCACCCCCGCCUGGUGGCUGUCCACCCCCUCCGCCUCCUCCUCUGCCUGGCCAUGCGUCUAUGCCCCCUCCACCUCCUCCACCCCCAGGGGGAGGACCUCCACCACCCCCACCGCCCCCAGGUUGUGGGGCCCCACCUCCUCCUCCGUUUGGGGGCUUUGGUGGUCCUCCUCCUCUUCCUGGGUUACCCGUUGUCAAGCUGCCUUAUGGACUGGAGCCAAAGAAGACUUACAAGCCUGAAACUGUGAUGAAGAGGGUCAACUGGUCCAAGAUAGUGCCUCAGGAAAUGGCAGAGAAUUGCUUCUGGAUCAAAGUCAAAGAAGAGAAGUUUGAAAACCCUGACCUAUUUGCUCAGCUCUCCCUGUGCUUCUCCUCACAGAGUAAAGUGAAAAAAGAUGUGAGUGAUGAGACUGAUGACAGAGUACCACAGUUCAAGAAGAAGGCAAAGGAACUUCGUAUCUUGGAUGCCAAGACGGCACAGAACCUCUCAAUUUUCUUGGGCUCGUUCCGCCUGCCUUAUGAAGAGAUCCGGGACAUUGUGUUGGAGGUAGACGAGGAAAGACUGAGUGAAUCACUCAUCCAGAACCUAAUAAAGAACUUGCCAGAGCAGAAAGAACUGAGUGCUCUAGCGGAACUAAAAGGUGAAUACGAGGAGCUUGUGGAGUCAGAGCAGUUCGGCAUUGUGAUGAGCUCAGUAAAGCUGCUGCGACCACGUCUCAAUGGCAUUUUGUUCAAGCUGACUUUCGAGGAGCAGGUGAACAACAUCCGACCAGACAUCAUGAAUGUGACGUUCGCCUGCGAGGAGGUGAAGAAGAGCGAAGGCUUCCGCAAACUCCUGGAGUUUGUGUUGCUGGUCGGCAAUUACAUGAAUGCUGGCUCAAGGAACGCACAGACGUUUGGUUUCAAUGUCAGCUUCCUGUGCAAGCUACGAGACACUAAAUCCAUCAGUCACAACACAACACUUCUCCAUUUCCUGGCUGAGAAGUGCGAAGAGAAUCACCCAGAGAUUUUGAAGUUUCCAGAUGAACUGGAGCAUGUGGAGAGUGCCAGCAAAGUGUCUGCUGAAAUUCUAAAGGGCAGUCUGACUACAAUGGAGAAGCAGAUUCAGCGCCUGGAGAACGAUAUCGAGAACUUCCCCAAAACGGACGACCUCCAAGAUAAGUUUGUGGAAAAGAUGUCCGGCUUCUCCAAACAUUCUCGGGAGCAGUACGAGAAGCUGUCCACCAUGCACAAGAACAUGCAGAAGCUGUACGAGAGCAUCGGCAGCUACUUCGCAUUCGACCCCCACUCAGUCAGCGUCGAGGAUUUCUUCGGAGAGUUGGCCAACUUCCGCUUCCUCUUCGUGGAAGCCGUGAAGGAGAACCACAAGAAGAGGGAGAUGGAGGAGAAGAUCAAGAGAGCCAAGCUGGCGAAGGAGAAAGCUGAGCGAGAGAAGCAGGAGCGUCAGCAGAAGAAGAAGCAGCUGAUUGACAUGAACAAAGAAGGGGAUGAAACUGGCGUGAUGGACAGUCUAAUGGAAGCUCUGCAGUCUGGAGCAGCUUUCCGUGAUCGGCGAAAACGAACACCACGAAAUGGUGAUCAAAGCCCUUCCAGUCCAGCCUCUCGGUGGCCGGGUGCUAACUAUGGUAACAGAACUCUAGACAACCGCCGUGCAGCCCUCGAAAGGUCUCGCUCACGCCACAACCCAAAUCACCAAGCUCGAUGAUUACCCGCGUCUACUACAAGACCCUAGAUAAGUGCCAAAGAGGCCUGUGAUGAUGAGGAGGAGGAGGAGAAGACGAGGAAGACAUCAGGAGGGAUAGACCACCUCCCUCACUGUGGCUUACCCAGCACCAAGUAUAGAAAACUGCCUACAGAAUGGAAUAACCAGACAUUUAUAGUCUUUAUUGGACACUCUACAUAUUUAUUGUAUGCUUUUUUUUUUAUUGCUUAAAGAUUUAUUUUGCUUUUGGAACUGAAACAUUUUAAAAAGCUGUUCAUUUCCAGGUUUAAACCUAUAUUUUAAUCCAAAUGCUUCAAUUAACUCACAGUUUUGACAGGAGAAACAUAACAGUAUGCUGCAGAGAGACAUUCAGCCAAGAUGGACUUCUGAAAACUGCAUGCUUGUGUGGAGGAACAUGGACAGCUGUCCUUUAAAUGGAAACUACAAGACUUAAAGGAAGAGAGGACAGAGUAAUAUUAUCACAUUUAAGGUCCUUUGUUCAGAAAUAAUCACGUCUUCACACUCCAACAAAGCCACAGGAGGUGGCGGCUGUCUGCACCAACACAGAGCACGUGACUCACUGACAUUCAAACUGCAAGACAUUUUAGUUGAUUUAAUGUUGUGUUGUGUAAUCUCACUUUCACCCUUCCGGUGACGAUUUGUGUCCCGAGGUUAGUUUUGCUGUUACCAUUAGAGGCUGACAUUUUUAAAUGCAUCCAGGUUUCUGUCAGGGACAAAACAUGAACACUCAGACCUCUCGUUAGGUCACACAGGGUUUCAACACGGCACGCCUCAAUGUUUAAAAGGUAUUAUAUGUUUAUGGCACUUUUCCAACAACAAGGCAAAAAAACAGCUGGAGUAUAGGGGGAAAAAGUUUUGAAAAUUGAGAUGCUAAACUAUGACUGCUCCCUUAGAUACUAAACUAUACUCCUGUAGAAUGCACUUCUAAUCUUAUGUGAGCACCAGAACAACAAUCUUCACACUGGAAGAAACCAGCCAGUUUCGGUAACUCUGAGGUGUUUGAAAAUGAAGUUACAAAACAUGGAAGAAAUUUAAAAAAAUAAAAUGUAGUUGUUUUUUUUUUGUUUUGUUUUUUUGUGUUACAUUUCUAAUAAAUGGCUUGUACUUGUAUACCGCUGUAUCAAGUCUAGAGGCUCAAAUCGCUUCACACUACAGUCAGUCAUUCACCCGUUCACACACACUGAUGGCGGCAAGCUACUGGAUAGUAGCCACAUCUGCCCACAGGCUGAGGGUUGCCGAGGAUUGAAUACAGAUUGUGGGACGAACUCCUACCACCAUCAUCACCAUCAUCCACACCAAAUGAUCAUGACAGAACGGCCCCUCUAGAGUUAAGGCUCCCACAUACUCGGCCAUACUGUCAACAAGCAUCAUGUGUAACAAUUUCCUUAAUUUCCCAACAGUUUUUGUUUAGUGAAGGUCUUCAUAUUCCCUCAUUAAUUCAACAUACUAGACUUAUCUCUUCUGUCGGACACUCUUCAUAUUCUGACUCAACUUUGUCCCCAAGUUGACAUCGUCUUCCAACCUCAUCAGCUCACCGUCACAUUUAAAACCGUUCGAUGUGAACGAACUCUGUGCGACAGGAAGUACACACAAGUAUGUGGGAGCCUUCAUCAUUAAUCUAUAAUCAUAGCAUCCAUAAUUUGACUUUAUGGAUUUAUUUUCUAAUUUUGUAUGAUGUAAAAACGAUGUCAUGACCAAACUCAACCCUGAGUAAAUGCUGCCUCCGUGAUCCACACCGCCUUUUUUUGUUUUCACCACAUACAUCACAGGCCAGUUAUGAUUACAGUAAUAUCCUGGGUAAUUUGUAUUUUCAAAACACAUAAUAUAACCUAACUAUAAUUUUUUGUGUAAUUUCUUAAGGAUAGAAAACAUUUCUGUGUGUAGGGCAUCAAACUGUGCUCCAACACAACGAUCAAUGUCUUCUUUAAUCAUUUAUUGCAGCUAUUUAACUCUUCUAAGAGUGGAUUUAUUUCUUAUAAAAUAAUGGCCACACUCUGGAGAAUUUCCCUUUUUUUGUGUUUUUUUGAAACGCUAGGGAUGUUUCUGAGAAAUAGUUUAAUGUUAAGACAGUUUCCUUUCUAUCUCUCAAACAGAAAUGAGAAUAGGCAGGUUUCCAGAAAUCAAUCGGUGUACGGAUACUUCUGCUGGAUCGCCGGCACCGUUUGAGCUUUCCUCUUAUGAGAGACUGUGGGUUCAUUCCUUUGCAAGGACCUACUUUCAUAUUUCAAUGUAAACUGUUUAUUCAUAUAUUCAUGCUAAGGGCGGCUCUGUCCCCCUCACUUCACUAGACUGUAAGCAGAUGCUACUAAAAACAACCAUUAAAUCCACACGGAGACAGGGCAUGACCAGAAUUACAGACGGAGGGCCACAGCAGGCCGGGUGAUGCUUGUCUUAGCGAGCGAGUCUCCAACUGCCUUCCGGUUAUUGAGCACUAAUGACAUAAGUGACCCUUUUACCAUGACACAAGUUACUUUAGCAACAGCAUAACUUUGCUUUGGGCUUCGUGUGUCUGCGCGCCCCAUGCCACCUCAGUAAUCCGAACAGGAACCCGGGGAAAAUGGGAUGCAGUGGUCUCGACUUCUGGGCUGAAUAGAGGGAGGUUUUUCAUUUAAACAAUCUGCCAGUGCUGCUUGUGAUGCGUCUGUUUCACGGAGCCUCCCCUCCCUCUGCCCGCGCGCAUCUAAAAAAUGCAAUUUUACACAUCAUCUCGGCUCGAGGUGCGCCCACAACGCUCCGCGAAGUCUGCAUAUUUAAGAAGACAAUAACUCUGAGCUGAAUAUCAGGUUGGAGCCGUCACAGAGCAAAAGCGUUGAGAAUGAGUUUUCUGGAUAAGGGACUCUGCGGUGGCGGCAGUUUUGAGGACGUGUUGUACACAGCAGUGAUAGAGAUGCGCUGUCAAAAGAAGUGAUUUCCUCUCUGUAAUCGCUUCUCACUGUUUGCUCCUUGCAACACCACACCUGGGCAAUUUUAAGCUUCAAAUAAGACCUGGUUUUGUUUUUUUAGAUCAGUCCUCCAGCAACACAGAUCUGCCAUGAUAUUGGAUGUUUAUCUGCAAAAACACGCAGGUUUUUGCAUUUUGAUUAUUCAGUUUGGCUCAAAAACUUAUUUAACCCUGAAAGUUCUUUUCAAUUAGCCUUUAAGCUGUACAGAUAUCUUAAAAAGUCUUAUUUUGGUCAAUAUUGAUGACCAGUUUUUAAGGUAGAUUUGUUGUGAUUUUAAGUUAUGUAUUUAUCAUCUAAAAAACAUUUUUAAACAAGUAGAGUAAUUAAUAGUUAUUGUAAUAGUUUCCUGCAAACAAAAACAGCUUCACAAACCGAAAGCUGAGAAAAUUUGACAUCCUGCAGGAAAAAAAACGAUUCUAAACGUCAAAUUAAGAGAUUCCUACAAGAAAACAUCCCUCAUCGUAGCUGUGAUUGUUGUCUCCUCACCCCAUCGUGUUUUAAUAGAAAGUAAUAGCUGGAGCCUUUCAGGUUGACAAGCCUGAACUGAUCCAUUAUAGUCGUGUGAAAAUCAGCCAAUCAUACCUUCAUCUUUGUGCUUGUUACUAACAAACCUCAGCUGAUGAUGAUAACCUUUGGGUAUUUAUGACACCAGAGAUGUUUCACAUUUAAAACCACAAACUUCAGAGCAUUUCAUUGGAAUUGUUACUUUUUAAAAAAAUAGACAAAUUAAAAAAACUGUGAUACAGUAAGAACAAAAUUUACACAUAAAAUAAUAUAAUGUUUUCAAAAAUAAUCCGAUCCAAAGAUUCUAACAAAAGGAAUAUGUGCAAUUGGCUAAAUGAAGAUAAAACUGUGCAAAUACCGGAAGGGACGUUUCCUCAGGUUACACCAUCUCAAAUUUAGAACCUUUUAAAGACAAAACAUGAAUUAAAUCACGACAGAAACGGUCAAAAGACGAUAAAUUUGUAAAUAACCUUGAUAGCCAGCAGGUAUCAAGGUUAAAUUAGCAGAGCUAGUUAGCGUUAGCUUCAACUACCUCGAGUCACAAAACGCAGUGAAGAUGUUUAUGAUUCAAACUUUAGCCUGACAGAAAAAAGUACCGCUUGAAAAAAUAAUAUACGAUUAAAUAGUCCUGCCAUGAUAAAGACCUGUAAUUAACAUAUUUAAAGUAAACUUGUUUUUUUUAAAUUAUUUAUUUAUUUACAACAUUUUAAGACCUUGAAUUUAAGACUUUUUAAGGAUGCCCUGCUUUUGGUAGCAGUGACUGGUGUAGAAGGAAGGAUCUGUAAUAAUGCUAAUUAGUGUUGUAUUUAGGGAAACGCUUUUAAAUACAAUUGAUUGCAAAAAAUUGCCUUCAAAUAUAUAACGCACCAAAUAGGUGGCAGCAUCAUGCUGUGGAGAUGCUUUUCUUCUAAGGAAAAUACAUGAGAUGCUACAAAAGAGUUGAAACUGUGAUUUAAAUCCAUAUAUCAACUUUCAUAAAUACACACUAGUAUGUUAUAUUGGCUUAUCACAUAAAAUCCUAAUUAAAUGCAACAAAGUUUGUGGUUUUAAUGUGAUGAAUUGUGAAUAAAUUCAAGGGGAAUAAACAGUUUUACAAGCCACUGAGUGCUGAUGGUUCUCAUACUGGUGAGGAGGCAGGGGUAUGAAGUGCGAAGGUUACUUUAAGGCUCCUAAUCACUCACUGACUUUACAAGAUAUUCUGCGCAGACAAAGAAAAGAUUUGUUCCAAGAUUUGUAAAGGCAACAUUGCUGCUAACAGAGUGAACUAUUUGCUAAGCAUCUCUUCUGGUAAACAGUUACCAGCUGCCACAUAUCCACUUCUAUCCACUUCUUCCCACUUUGAUAGACUUUGCUGGUGAUUUGAUGAAGUUCAGCUGUGGCUGAAUCAACAAGCAAAGCUUAUUUUUGUUGACUAACCCUGUUUGACCAUGAUGCGUAAGCUGCCAUAUCCCUGCCUACCUUCCUUUUAUUUGUCACCGAGUAUGUUUUAUUGUCUUAAGAAACAUUUAUAUUUUUAACAUUUUGAGGUUAUUUGUAUGCUUAGAUCUUGGGGGAAAACAAAAUGGUUAUGAAGACUGUCCUUCCAUGGAAUAUGUAAUGGAGAAUGGUACAAAUUAAUAACCACUUUGUUAUUAAAACUGAUUUCUGAAAA